UUGGCAUUGUUAUCCCGAGAGGAUGAAUGUAAUUUCGUGAACACAGAUUUUGGUGGCAUUUGGUGAUAGAGAAGGGACAGUAACAGACAAGCUAUCAGAACUCCACCACCUUCUACAAUAAACCAUGGGUAAGUAGAUUAGUCAUACCUAUUAUAUCAAGAAAUAUCUGUUAUAACUAUAUAUUAUAUUUAAUUGCAGAAAAAUAUAUAAGCAUAGUUAAACAGUUUCAAAUGUUUUACCAGGAAGCAAUUAUUUAUGGAAACUAUUUAUCUAAAACAUCAUACAUGCAUGCAUGGAAUGAAGUAGUAAACUAUUUAAAAAUAAAUAGUCACUGGUAUUGCAUUUGCAUUUUAAGUUGAGGUUCAACGAGACAGAUAUUUAUAGGUAUUUUAAACCAGUAUUGAUUCUUUAUGGUAACUCCAUAUUUUGGGCCUCUCUACUAACACAUUAUUUACACAUAUUUUAUAUUAUGGGUUAUUAAUCCUGUUGUCAUAAUGUUUUAUUUUGCAUUUGUAGCCCUUCAUGUUGUAAAUCCCGAUUUGUAAUUGUCUUUCUAUCUAUCUAUCUAUCUAUCUAUCUAUCUAUCUAUCUAUCUGUCUGUCUGUCUGUCUGUCUGUUUAUUUAGCAAUCUUUUUGUUUAAAAAUAUUUUAUUUAAACCGUGGGUUGCCUUACUUUUAUAAAGUGACCAAAAUGCAUUUUAUAUAAUUACAGAGUUAGAAAAAAUCUAGAAAAUGUAUGUGCACAAGCAGAAAUGUUAUCACUGCAGCAAAAUUAAAUGCAAUGCAUAUCUAGAAUUCUAUAUUUGCAUCUUAAAGAACUACAAGAAAGCAAGCACAUGCAUAUUGAUAAAGGCGUAAAAUGUUAACAAACAUAGAAUGUGACGGCAGAUAAGAACCAUUUGGCCCAUCUAGUUUGCCCAAUUUUCUAAAUACUUUCAUUAGUCCCUGGCCUUAUCUUAUAGUUAGGAUAGCAUAAUGCAUAUCCCACGCAUGCAUAAACUCCAUCACUGUGUUAACCUCAAUACAAUGCUGUAUUUAUGUUUGUUACAAAAAAAUACAACUGUUGGAGUUGCACAGUAAAAUAUAUUGACAAGCCACAAAAAAAAAAAAUUAUAAUAUAGAAGUACAUCCAGCUUUGUUUCCUGAGAGCUGUAGAACAAUACAAAAUGUAGCUGACACAUAUCUAUGUGCAGUUUGUUUUGAUAUUAUGGGGAUUUUGAGCAAAUGAGAAUGAGGGAUGUCGUUUUAGGAUUAUUGUCUAAAGUAAGGUGCUGGAAACUUUGAGUGAGAGAGAGGUCGGAGUGCAGAAGACUCAUGUUCUCAGUUCUAUACAUGGCAGUUGAUCUACUCCAACUGUGUAUUUGAAGUUGAAGAGAAUGACCCGGACACAUGAAAAGGUAGAAACACCAAUCUUGUACGGAGAUACACUUGAGAAUGAGAAGAGAAUCUGUGUAACAAAAGAGAACAAUAUGAGUAAAAGGAACAAAAAUAAAAUUAAGUCACAUAAAAGGGAAAAAUGGGAACUCUGGAGGAAACGCUUGGGAAAAAAAAUAUUUUUUUAUUUGUGUCAUUUACUGAAUUGAACAGGAGGAAUAUGAGCAAUUAUUUGGCCUAAAUUACUGCUAAUAUAGAUUACCAAAUGUUAAUUCAAACAAGCAGAGUUUUUCAUUAGAAUGACCAAUUUCACCAAAUCGGAAAAAUUCUCCUAGGCAGAUACGGUUACAAUUCAGAUAUUUUGGUUAAAAAUAGUGCCACACAAAUAUGAUUAGUGUAAGCGCUGGCAGCUUUGAAAUGAACAUGAAGAAAAUCCAUAAUUUGGUCAACAAUAAUUGCAAAGUAAUGGGACUUAUCUGAGCGCUCUAAACAGCAGCCUUGUUACAGCAAUUUGAGACAAAUUAUGAUUGUGUAACAUUAAUAUUCAUUUCAAUGCUAAAAACAGUGAUCAUUAUUCUUUUUUUGCCUUACAAGUUCAUUCAAUAAUGGGAGAAUUGUUGUACAUUUAAAUUCAUUUAAAAUUUUUUCACAAAAAAUAGUGGAACUGAAACUGUACAUGGGAGAAUUUUUCCAGUUUGACAAUUUUGGCUAACCUUUGAAUCCAUUGAACUUUAUUGAAUUUUGUGUUAUAAAUCAGUAAUUCUUAGAAACAUGUUAAAAUCAAUAUAAUCUGUACAGGUUGCGGGUAUGCACAUAAUUGUACUGCAAACCACUCUUAAUUAAAUAAUUUAGAGAUAUUUUUAAAUUAUUUUUGAGUCUUACAGGGAUUUUCACAAAAGUGAGAAUUUAAAGUGAAUUUCAAAUAUAAGGCCAAAGUAGCCGAACUGCAAGCAUUAACUGUUUCCAGUUUAGCUAUUUUUGCCUAGAAUUUGAAAUUCACUCUGAAUUCUCACUUAAGUAAAUAACACUGUGUCUAGUUUAUCAUUUCAUAGUACAUCUCCCCUUUUUGUGCAGCAUAUUUUUGAUCUCUUGAUUACUCAAGAAGGCCUAGAGAACUGUGAGCACAAUAAUAGGAUUCUUUGGAGGUUGCAAUUUUACUGUACUUACUGUUUAACUGUACUUACUGUGGACACAUAUAAAUUAAUAUUCAGAUAUUAAUGUUACAUUCUGGUGGCAUUCUAAAAAAAAAAAAAAAUACACCCAAACUCUUGGCAGGUGUAUUUCACAUAUUUAUAUGCAGAUUAUUCAAACAUUUUAAUGAGUUAUUUAGAUACAAAUAAUGUACGUGACAAAUAUGUAUUCCUGCUUCCCUGCUCCUAUUUAGAGAUAAGGUCUGAUGAGGUAUAUUUUUAAAUCUCAAACUUUGUUUCUCCGCAGCAUUUCUCCCUUUUCACACUGCAAUGAGUGGAAUAUUUACAAGGGACUUUUACUUUUUUCUUUUUACCUUCAUGAUCAUAUUAUAAAGGAUACAGUUAAUGUGGUCCUUCCUAGAGGCAAUGGUAUAUUUCUAAAACUGACUGAUACGUUUUCAUUAAUUGCUACAAUGUGUUUGACACUUUGAUAUAGCGUGCAACCAUAAAACACCAUGAAGGAAUGGAAGAAAUCUUGCUUAUAAUAUUGGUCAGAGACGUACCUAGGGUAUUUGAAAGAUUUGUUUGUUGGCAGUUUCCCCCCCCCAAAAAAAAUUUAAAGUACCCCACAAGCACCAAAGACAGUACAACUCAUUUUGGUGUUUCUGGUUCUAAGAGGCUAUGGAUGCAGUCUUUCUGGGUUUUUUUUCUUUUCAAACCAUUUUUAAGUAGUUUGUAAAAACCUGAGGAUACUAACUUGAAUCUCUGCCUAGAACCUUGUGGUAUCGAUAUCCUUCUCUGUUCUUCCUACUUAUGUCUCUGCAUUCCAUUAAACCCUGUGAGCUUUCCCCUGCCUCCCAUUUACCAGUAUUGUGGCAUGGGUAGGUGCGACCGCAGUAGAACUUGAGCAUAUUUCUCUGCAGUGACGAGAGAGGCAAAAUAUGACUCAAUUUGCAUGCUAUACACUCAGAGCUCCAAAUAUAUACUGGGCAGAGGAACAUUCUCAUCCUCUGCCAUCGUCCUUGAUUGUCACAACACAAUAUGGUAGAGUUCCCCUAGAUGUCACCUGGGGUAUAUCACCACAUGCUCAUCCUUGGUAUGCUACUGAUGUACAAAGUUCUCAAUAGGGGGAUCUCAAACAAGUUUUAUCUUCUAUGUUUAAUUACAGAGGUAACCUGUAACAAUAACAAGAUGUUAAAAAGUAUGUUUAUCCAACAACACCCAAUGGUGUUUUCUUGUACAAAUGUGGCUGUUUCACUUGAAGGUUACAUGCAAAUAAUUCAUUUAUUUUAGGAGAGCUAAUGGAAGCUCUGGGUAGGAGCUUCUUGCUCUCAAUGGAGGCUGAGACUGGCCCAUAGUGGAUCCCAGCUAAGAAGUCCAACUAUAGCAAAUGGUUUGACUACUUAUAUUAGGAGGACUCCAGGGCACAUCUGGCACCAUAAUUACUACAGUGCACUGUACGCUUUACAAUGCUAGCCGUGUUCCUUUAAAUCGUCUGAAUCGUAUGAUAAUUUACCUACUCAGAAACAGCUGAAUUGUAACCUGACACACAAAACCUACCUUCAUCUUAACAUUUUUUUUAUCAUUAUAAUUUUUUAUAAUUGGCUUUGGAUCAUCAUUCAGUUUCCUUUAAAUUUGGAUCCUAACGGCACACUCCAUUGCCCAAAUACAAAACAAAUAAACAGCACUGUUUAGUAGAUAUACCACAAAUGAAAACUUAAAUGCAUUAAAAAAUGCAUUUUUUUCAUUGGGGUAUAUUGAAAACAGCUUGCAAAACUCCCCUUCUAACCCCGUCCAGACUUUCUGUUUCUGUCCAAUCACAGACUUCCAAUGCAGCUCAAUGAGAAGUCUUUGCAAGAACUCCUUAACCUUUUGUCCAUUUCACAAAAUGUGCAGCUUAUACUCACAAUGUAGAAACAAUAUAAGAAACAGAAUAGCCAACUAGGCAAUUUAUUUAUUUUGCUGUGCUCUAUUUUGGAGGCAUCCACUUACUAGCUCCUUGUUAAUGCGUUUAUAGUUCCUGCUGUCCUGCCUCACUGAACAGUUCAUAGAUCCUGCCAAUAUAAUCUCGUCAGAUUUUACAAUGUUAAUAGAUCUGGUCCCAACUGAGCCUCAUUCUAGUUUGUUCCUACCUCCCUGGCUCAGCAAUGUUUCAGUGCCUACUGGUGCCCAUUGGUGGGCAAGCACUUUGUUUACAAUGUCCUAACAUGCCUCAUCCUGAAAACCAACUAGAUCCAUCUAUUUAUAUAUCCUUAGCCUAAUUCAAUAGACUAAAAUUUCCACUAAUGAAGACGAUUUGCACUAAGUGAGCAUGUGGUCCACACAGAUAUGUCCUAUGUUACCACAACCCAACAAACUUAACAGAAAAAUUAGAAAAAUCCGUUUUGACUGUGAUUUCUUAAAAUUACAUUUGUCUGGGGUGUAGCCUGACAGACUCAUUUUGACGGAGCUCCUCACUUAUACUUAUAAGUUAUUUUCCCUCUCCACAUGAAAUUGAUAGUGACUUACCUAAUCUCCGGCUUGGUUGGUCUAUCUUAGAACAGCUGAUACCCGUAUUGAUAAGUAUGCUAACAGAAUUUUCUGCUCGACAUAAUGCAACCUAGUGAAUGCAUCAAACGGGAGAGGCAGCCGAUCUCCUGGCCUGCAAUGAUCUGAGCCCCAGCUGAGUUAUUCUAGUGCCCCAUUGACCCCCUCUUUGGGCCUGGUGGUUUUAUCUUGGUCUACACCUCGGAGGCUCUACUGCUAAACCACAAAUCCGUGGAGAUGCUGACAGUUUAAGCAGUCACAGCGUCUCAUCUAAAAUGACAGAUGCCAUGUGCCCAACUGAUUACUGCAAGGAGCAAGUUGAUACCUUAUCUGAGCUAGACAGAGUCUUCGCAGAGUUCUGUAAGAAGCUGAGCAGGGGCGGAGUAGCCACUCACUCCAGAGAUCCCUUCUGAAGAUCCAGUUUGAGACAAUGGUUUCAUCUCUGGGGCUGACCAAAAAAGGCAACUGGAACAGAUCAAGACAGCAGAGGUAUGUUCCGCCCAUUAUUAGGGCUCGAUCCUUGGGAGCCACAUCUCAGGUCUCUUAAGGAAAGUAGUAAACAAGAGGGGACGCCAGAGGCCUCACCAGCCCUAUCUCACCACCCCACUUGGAUGCCACAUCUGCUUGGGCUAUCAUGCCUGAAGUUUAUCAUACACUUGGGCUAUCAUGCCUGAAGUUUAUCAUACACUUGGGCUAUCAUGCCUGAAGUUUAUCAUACCAAAACUGAACUAUUUUAUGCCGCUGGAGAGUAUCGGCUUAACUGGGUUCUAGGACUGGGACUCACACUGACAUAUUGUGACCCAUCUCCAUGUCUCCAACAUGAGCCAGUAUAGAGCAACCUUUUUAUUUUGAUUAUGUUUUCCUUUUAUUCUCAUUGUUUUACCUGUUACAUGAUUUGCUCUUACGUCUGUUUCUUUUUAUUCAUAUGGUCAUUUGCAAACAAAUAGACCACAACGAAGGCCUCCUGGGUGCAUUGUUAUAUCCCUGUCAGUUUUGCAAUCCAGCUGUAAGUUUUUGCUUUAUUCUGCAUAGCCUAUGCCUUGUUGAGCUGGAACAUAUACUAAAUACAACACAUAUUAAAGUACUAUAAUACACUUCCCCAAAGUGUUCUCCCACACCUUAACAACACAAUACUGGCGCACACAAUACUUCUCUUAGAUGUGAAUUACAAAGUCUACAAGAAACAAAAAACGAAGGGAUGGUCCAACUGGUUAUAAGAUGUAGGAUAUAAAUAAUAAUUACAUUCACAAAGGCAGAGCCGGUUUAAGCACUGGGUUCUAGUGCAGGAAGCAGCAGGAUUAAGGGCAAUCUUAAUCCCUCUUCAAGUACAUAUCACAGGUGUAGAUGCAACAGGAAUAGGAAAGGCUCAAUAGUAUAAUACUGUGUAUACACAUAUAAGGCAUAUCACUGCAACACUGGAUACACUGAUGUGGUGAUGAGUCUGGUGAAGCUGGCCCAACGCUACAGUAUCCGAUGUAAGUCAAGGAGGGUGAUCUACUCCAAAGAAGAUGAAGUCCACAGGCUUAAGGUUAAAAACUGUAAAUAUUAUUUAUAUCCUACAUCUCCAGUUGUACCAUCUGCACUAUUGUCUCUCCAUUUUUGUUUCUUGAAGUUCUUGGUACAUAUACUAGCCUAUUGUAUUGCUAUAUAUCUAAACUACCUCUCAGAUGGCUAGGUAGUAAUGGCAUUACUUGUUAAUUUGUACUUAACUCUGCCUUAUGGGUAAAUUUCUUUAAAAAUAAUGCAUUGUUCAUCUGUAUACAGAAACGUUUGCUAUAUACACUACUUGUGACAUGUUGCAACGAUAUUUGCCUACUCUUAUUGGAAUGUAUAAUUCUAUGUGUCUGAAAAAAUUAAAUCAAAUUGCCGACGACCUACGUCUAUCCUCUGUUUGUACCCCCAACUCUGCUGCCUGACUUCAAGAUGAAAAUAUAAAAAAUGUUUGUCUUUUAUAUGUACAAAUUGAGCAACUAUUAAUUAUAACAAGAUACACAAGAAACAACCAACUUGUUAAUUGACCAAUGCUUAGUAUGGAACAUCAUUUAACUAAUUCAUCUCUAAAACGUGAUAUAAUCUUUGUAACAUAUGUAGUAUGUGCCAGUGUCAUAAAAGCUUGGGCAAAAUGACAAGCUUUGUAAAAGAAAAGGACCCAUGUUUGUUCUUUUAAAUACAUUUUAAAAGAUUUCAAUAUUGUUUUCGUGAGUCAAAGUUAACAGAGUCUGUAUCUAAACAUUGACCCAUCGUGGAUGCUCAAUGACACACUGUGCAACUACAGUCAGUUUAAUGCAUUGCAUGUUGUCUGUGAGUAGGACAGUCUUCACUAAUAUGUGUUCUGUGUGCAAGAAAGGGCCAUUUAGUUGUACCCGGCUCCUUCGCCCCAAUGUUAAAGUUGCCAAGCCUCCUUUGGGUGCCAGAAUAUUUUCACAGUUUGGUACAAAAUACAUCCAAUUCUUUAUCACAUUUCAUUGACAUUGUGUAUUCAUGAUCUUUUUAUAAAUACACAGCAUCAUACAGGGCUGCAUGCACACCAUCACUGCAUUCUGUUUGUUUCUGUAGAGUUGAAGGGGAGGUAGGAGGGGUCUAGUGCAAUGAUGUGCCAGCCACAGUGUUACCCAUUUCUUUUAGUCCCUUGUUUGUGUGACAGAGCCUAAUUGUUGUCUCCAUGUGACUGUAUGUGGGUGUAUUGUGAACAUGUGGAAUGGCAUCACAAACACAUAAUAGUUUGUAUUUUUAGAUAUUUGCAUAUAUAAUGCACAUAUGCUCAAGCACAUAUAUAUUUUGUGCAAAAGUAAAAGAAUUUAGUAUGCAUGUUAAGAACUUGAAUGCUAAGUAUACAUUUGCAGAGUUUGUUGUGUUUUUACUUUGUAAUAUAUAUCUUUCAGUUGGCAUUGGUGGCAAAUAAUUAUUAUAUAGUUACAUAGUAGUCUAGGUUGAAAAAAGACUAAAGUCCGUCAAGUUCAACCUGGACUUUAUCAACAAAGUUGAUUGUAAUGGUAAACAAAAAAAAGGGGAACAUGCUUGGUGGGGGUGUAUCCUGUAAGCAUUAUAUGACCACAGCUAAGAUAUCCCCAAUAUUUUCAUUGUUAAAUAAAGGGUUAACAAUCCAGAACAUCCAGUUCAACACUUUGUGUUUGCACAUAAAUUAUUAGUCAACAUGGACUCGGUAAACAAUUUCACUGCACAAUGUGUGUUAGUCCUUAUUGGCACCUUAAAAGUUAAUUCUGAGGAACACUGUUACUGUUGUGAACUACAAAGUGUUAACAUUGUGAGGAAACAGUGUGUGUGUGUGUGCAUCUAGGAUGGACUUAAAGUGUUAAUUCUGGCCAUGUUUUACUGUUAGAAUGGCUUUCCUUGGUCUCUUGGUUGUCUGGCAAUCCCCUUCCAACACUCACCAGUACACUUUUAGGAGCUUUACCGGUGAGUUAAAUGUAUCACUACAAACUAGUGAAGCACAGAAGCUGGGCAGCUGUGUUACAAGGGCACACUGGUAUUCCAGUGCAUAUUGUUCUGCUACCUGUUAACUGGAAUGCUUGUUCUCUGCAUGGUAGGUAGGUUCAGGGGUGAUCUAGCAAUGUGACAAAGCUCGGUUCUUCUUUAGAUUACCUUAGGUAUACAUAAAAACUGUUUCCCGUUAGCCAUUUGCUCACCAUAGCCCAGACAGCUUUGGAUAAAUGGUCUGUGGUUAUCCAGCAUUUUGAUUAGUAUUAGCUAAUUAGCAUUAUCACCCACUGUUUCACUGCAGUCUCCUGCAUUAUCCCCACACUGCUUUACUUGACUGUACCAUCCUUUUAUAAUACCUAGUACUAUAUAAAUAUCUUGUCUGUUGAUCAAUGAACCAGUUGUUUUGUCUCUGCACUAAGCCUUGUCUUGUUUGGGUUGUUUGGGAGAGCUAUUUAUCAUUCCAUCCAGUGUCUAGCUGAUAGUUCCAGGAUACAAAUAAAGACAUUUAACUAGGUGAGUAGGGCUCAGGUACCAGAUUGAUGCAGUGGCUCCUCAAGGUUCCAGGUGGCAUGGAAAGGGGACAGAUGUAUUAGCAGGUGCAGGUCUGGACCCCAAGUCAGAGAAACCUCAAUAGCUAUCCAUUUGGUUAGUUCCCACUCAGCUCUUAAAAUAGAUUUUGCUCACUUGUGCCAAUACAGAGAGAACUUAUAACAUUUGCAUAUCAAACUUGUCAAAAUAACCAUAGGCUCAGCACGCAGAGCUUUAGUCACACCUAGUUACUCAUACCUAGAUAGAAGUAGAAAUGGACAGAGGCAUAUCACAGAUCCUUAGAAUUGGCCGGGUUUAACAUUAAAGAAUAGAAAAUGAUCAGUAACUAGCGGAGGUUAAGGGCAGCAGUUGGUGAGCACGGUGUCCAUUACUGUAUUACCUUUAAGGGACAGGUGUUCUGCAGAGAAAAAAUGUUUAACAUGACUUUUAAUGACCUAAUGCUGCUCUGUUACAACAUUCUUACAGUGAUGUCCGAUCCAUGACAGUUCAUGGUACCACACACCAUUCACUAGCCAUGUUCCUGUGCCAAUAUAACCUUGGCAAAAGCCAUGUUCUUGGUUAUUCUGUAAACAUUAGCUAAACAAAAAAAUAUAUUGAGAAUUCAAUACAUUUGCUAGUAAUAUCGCUAGCACGAUGUAUAGAUGAAAUUGCCUGCAAAAUCAGAAUAUGUAAUAACAAAUUUGCAGUGCAGGUAUCAUUUCAAGAUGUUUUAUAUAUAUCACAAUCUUGCUAGUUCUUCAUCUUGCUAAAUCCUCAUAUCUCUUUCCUGUAUGUCCUGUUCAUCUUCAUAUUCCUUCUGUUUGUUUCUCUCAUUCCAUUACAGGCUGGCAUGAUGGAUGUGUACGUUGCAUGGUUGGGGUCCCCUUUGCUUCAGUCAUUGCCACGGUUCUUUGUUUUGCUGGAGUGGCUCUGUUCUGUGGCUGCGGCCAUGAAGCUCUCUCUGGAACUGAGAAACUGAUUGAGACACAUUUUUCCAAAAAUUACCAGGAAUACGAGUACCUCAUACAUGUGUGAGUAUGAUUUGAAUAUUUUACACUAACUUUUCUUUUGCAGUCUGUAAAAUAAAUUUAUUUUUAAUAUGCAGUCCGCACUUGUAAUGCCAAUUUAUCUAAUCGUAUUGCAGUUUGCUUUUAUACAGGAUAAAAAUGAGUCACCAGAAUUUCUAUUAAUAAGGCUUGGAGUGGUACCUGAGAAGGAUUAAGAUCCUACAGGGCCCUAUGCAAGUUACCAGUUUGGGGUCGCUCCUUUAGUUCUUCCAAAUUCAUCCUUCCAGGCCUCUGUCUAAACCCUUGUCUCCUUCUGCUCUGAUGGGUAUAGUUAAAAAGGUGUCAGAGACUUUAAUAUCCAUUCACUCACUGUCACAUUGCAAUAAUGGAUAAGGGCCAUGGAAGUGGUGUAGUUUCUGUUGUUUUCAUGUCUUACUCUACUCUUCAGAGUAAAAAUCUAUGUUAUGAGAUCUCCUUUAAUCCUUUCGUAGUGUACUCUAAAGUUAUUAUUCUUGCCAGUCACAUUCCCAUCUGGAAUAAUUGUAGGACAUCUUACAACUUGCUGUAUAUAUCCCAAGCCAUGUUGUAAUAACACUUUAUCCCACUGCAUUAAAACCCUGCCACCACUGGAAUACCCCACAUUGUCCUGUAUAAUAAACCCCCAAUAUGCAUUAAAGAGGCACUGUCACAAAUUAUAUACAUAGAUGUGUUAUUUCUCCCUCAGCAUUGCAGGGAAUUCUGGGCUAACAAUAAAAUAUUACCUACAUUAAAAUCACAGCUUUUCAGUUUCCCACUCAGGAAUCUAGCUCCUGCUAGCAAUACCUCUUCUCAGCUGUUAAAAGAAUCUAUAUUAAUAUGAUUUGUAUCUCUCAUCUGAUUCUAAAUUAUAUUUAACUCUCUAUAUAAAAUAAUAGAUCUCGCAGAGCUAAUAGACGCAGACCAAGUAGGCUUUAUACCCGGCAGGCAAUUGUUUGAGAAUACCCGCAGAAACAUUGACUUCAUAUGGAAACAGGCAGCCACCAAUACUCCAACAUUGUUGUUCUCGCUCAAUGCAGAAAAAGCCUUUGAUAGAGUCCAAUCACCCUAUCUAUUUACACUUCUGUCCCAUAUAGGUUUCCCCAAACAAUCCAUAGCCCUAAUAAAAGCCAUGUACACCAAUGUCCGUGCACAGGUAAAAAUUGCAGGAGCCCCGCUCCGACCAUUUCAACUUAACAAUGGGACUCGACAGGGGUGUCCCCUCUCCCCUUUUUCUGUUCGUACUUUUGCUCGAACACCUGCUCCAGGCUCUGAGGAAACACCCAGAUAUAAAGGGCGUUAGGGUGGGAGGGAGAGAGUUCCUGGUAUCGGCCUAUGCGGAUGACGUGCUCUUGACGCUCACCGACCCCAUGGGUUCACUGAGAGCCCUCCAAGACAUCCUACAGGAAUACAGAAACAUUUCUGGUUACAAAGCCAACAUGACAAAAUCCAGCGCCCUUCCAAUAAAUAUCCCAGGGGGCGAUGUGACCUCAAUACGAAAUACACACAGUAUAUGCGUCGUACACCAGUCACUAAAAUACCUAGGCAUACACCUGACUGCAAAACCAGCACAGUUAUAUAACCAAAACUAUACACCGAUGAUCAAAACGUUAACCAAGGAAAUGGAGACUUGGACAGACAGACCUAUUUCAUGGAUAGGACGAAUCCACGCGGUAAAAAUUAAUAUACUGCCUAGGAUUCUCUACCUAUUCCAAACUAUACCCAUACACAUUUCGAAGACGCAACUACAGCCCUUGCAACAAGCAAUAGGGACCUUCAUAUGGCAGAACAAACGCCAUAGGAUCUUGAGACACAUAUUGUAUAGGCCGAAAACUAGAGGUGUACUAGGCCUACCUAACCUAUUUUUCUACUAUGUAGUGAGUCAAUUAGCACAGGUAGUAAUGUGGCACUCUCCCCCGGGGGAAAGGAAAUGGGUGGAUUUAGAAUCCCUCAUGGUGGGAGCGGACCUGCCAUAAUUUCUCAUAUGGGUGCCCAAAACACAUAGACCCAUGAUCAGAUCCACGUGCCCGACCAUCCUUAAUUCCAUAAGAAUGUGGGACUCCACCGCACAUAAAAAUGGCUUAGCGUCGGCCCCCUCUCCUCUUAUGCCAUACCUACGCAAUAGAGAAUUCAUACCAGGCAUGACAGCUAGAGCUUUCCGGAAUCUAGUGAGAAUAAGCCUACAACGCAUUUGCCAGUUAUAUCAGGGUGCAGAAAUCAUCCCAUUCGACACCUUAAGACAGAGGGGCCACCUUACACCAGCUGACUUCUUUCGAUACCUACAAAUCAAAGACUAUACAAAAAUGCCACACAUACAAGCAGCAGCACAAAAAACAAUAUUGUUUUUUGAACACAUAUGUAUACAGGAAAACAUGCCCAAAGGCCUGAUAACACUCCUAUAUGCUCACAUAUGUUCGGAAACCAGGGAUUGGGGAAGUCUCACAUACACAGCUCAAUGGGAAAGAGACCUAGGGGAGGAAAUAGAGGGGAUAGAAUGGCAAGAAAUAUGGGAAGCUAAUAAUACCUCUUCCGUAUGUGUCACAUUACAAGAGCAAUCCGUAAAAACAAUGCUCCGAUGGUAUACCACUCCUGUUAAAUUAUACCACAUAAGGAAGACUCCUACCGGCUUGUGCUGGAGGGGUUGCGGUAUAAAAGGAACCUACAUGCAUAUGUGGUGGGAAUGCCCAAUGAUUAGCAGAUUCUUGACACAAGUCAGGGACGUAAUAACCCAAGUUUUCUCCAGGGCCCCAGAUCUAGACUUAUGGCUGUACUUACUAAGCAGAUCAAUAGAUGGGUGGACUCGGAGUGAACAAAAACUUAUACCCAAAAUCACCCUAGCAGCAAGGAGGGCAGUUGCGUCAGAUUGGCUCAAGCAGAGUAUCCCCUCGGUAACAGGGGUAAUCACUAGAAUCAAAGAAGUACAUCUAAUGGACGAUCUAACAGCCAGGGUGAGAGGUACCCAAAAGACCUUUCAAAGAAUAUGGGAACCAUGGGAGGGCUGCCCCCUGGGAACAUAGAGAGUGGCUGGGCGCCCCUCCCCCGCCUCCCCGCCUUGCCCCCCCUUCUGUAUCUUUUCCCACUUUUCUCUCUCUUCCUCCAUCUCAACAUCUACACUCUCUCUCCAUACCUUCUGGAAAAACUGACUAGGCUCAGGGGACCAAAUCCAAACCUGAUGACCCUACUAGGGAGAAAGAGUAGACGCCGGCAUUAAAUCUCUGGACUUCAUAUAGCUAUCACAACAGCUGAUAAGAGUAUCAUAAACCACAAAUAAGCGGACGCUAUAGACAAUAAGCAAGGUACACUAGCAGGGUCACGGCCAAAUGAGAAACCGGCCUCUUUAGAGUACAUCGACAACGAGAUAGGUCAGAACUCAGUAAGCAUAAAAAUGGCUCACACCCAGAGGUGUUACUUUCCGUUUAUGUUGUUUUGUUUUUUAAAAAAUAAACUCAACAUUGACCUAUGAUCUACUACCAGAGAGUCAGACAUGAGUACCUGAAAUCCAAAGAUCCUGUAAAAUACACCAUGUGGCGACAGUGAUGUUCUGUUAUUCGAACACGUUGUGAAACGUAAUCACCAAUUGUUCAUAUUAACACUGUACUUAACCGCAAUGUCAAAUACCUAUGCAUGUCAGUUCUUUAUGUCAAUGUUAAAUAAAGAAUUAUAAAAAAAAAAAAAAAAUAGUAGAAACGAAUACAUCAUAGGAAUAUUUAAUUGAUGAUCAUCUUCUCUGUGCAGGGUUAAUGCAUUCCAGUAUGUGAUUUACGGCAUUGCAGUCUUCUUCUUUUUGUUCGGCAUUCUGCUUCUGGCUGAGGGAUUUUAUACCACGACUGCCAUUAAACACAUCUUGGGAGAAUUUAAGCUUCCUGCCGUAAAGGGAGGCCUUAUCUCUACUGUGACUGGUGGACCACCCAAAGGACGAAGCACAAGAGGAAGGCAUCCAGUGCACACACUAGAGCUACUCUGUCGUUGUUUGGGAAGGUGGCUUGGACACCCUGACAAGGUGACAUCACUUUUCAACGGGAGAAAUAUAAUUAGCUAAUAAUCUAACAUUUCAUGGAUAUUUUCAAAUAUCAUCUUCUUAUCAACUUAUUGAUAAAAUUAAGAAAAGAACCAACAUUAUUAGAAGUACAUACAGUAACAAUCAGAACGAAAAUCAAAUUGGAGAGAAAAAUAACUGCAUAUAAAGGAUUUCGGGCACUCUGACACAGGGUGAUACUUUUUUUCAGAUAAGAUGGUGAACCCUGGUAGAUUGGCUAAAGCUCUCUCCAGAAAAAGCAAAUGGCUUACUAGAGCAGAUGAAAUAUUUAUUUGAGGUUUCAAUAUCUCAGGAGAAAGUGUAAAACCAGUUUUCAUCAAAGGUUAGACAAUCUAUUAAGGUUAGAGGGGUGCUCUAACCAACCUAACACUAUAGGUCGUUGUAAUAGUGAGGUUGUUGGAACCCCCUAGUGCCAUUUCCUAUUAUAUAUCAAACUUAGCGACUCGUCUGUGUUAUAAAUAUUAGUUUCCUCUAAUAUGAACAAUAUUUAUUGGCUGCGAGUGCUAGGGGUGAGUUACUAGUGAGUUGUUGAGCAUGGACAUCUAAAACCCCAGAUUUUUUACCAUGACCCUAAACUACCACCAACACAAUGAGAAGGGGGAAGGUUGGUAGUUUAAUAAAACUGAACACAAUUCUUCAGGAAAGUCAUAGGAAAACAAUACAGCGUACACUGCUUCUUCUCAUUAAUGGGAUUGUGGGUGAUAUAUUUAAUGAUAUAUUUAAUGUAUGUAUUGUUUAUUAGGUCUCAUAUUGGGGUUGCCAUAACAUGUGGACAAUACCAGGGAGGUUUCAGGAUAAAUAAACUUUUCUCUAGAUAGCUACAAUGAAUGUUUCCUAAACAGGAAGCAUCUCAAACUCUGGCAUCAGAACUUUUAAAGCACAGUUGUCUUUCACUCACAGAGGGUCAUUUACUAAAGUGAGAAUUCAAAGGGAAUUCAAUGUCAAUGUCAAAUUUAGGGCCAGAAAAGCAAAACUGGAAAAUAAUUUCCAGGUACGUUAUGCUUUCAGUUUGGCUACUCUGGUCUUGAUUUUCAAGUUCACUUUGAUUUAACUUUGAGUAAUAGUCUCUUUUAACCCCUUUUGAAACCUUCAACGUCAAUGAAUAAACCCCUCUUUAAAUGGGAUCCUCUUUUCCCUGUGUUGCUGUUGUGUUUCUCCUCUGUAGUUUGUCGGUGUAACCUAUGCCGUCACCAUCCUGUGGAUAUUGAUACUUGCCUGCUCUGCUGUACCUGUCUACAUUUACUUCAACACUUGGGUGACCUGCCAGUCCAUUGCCGUGCCUGGAAAGACUUCUGCCAGUAUCAGCACACUCUGUGCCGAUGCCCGGAUGUAUGGUAUGUGUGUGGAUCCCACAAAAUAUAUAAUCCGUAAGUCGGACUUGAUUCUAUGUAUUUCUGUAUGAGGUGACCUUUUUGCUGUGUUCUCCUAUAGGUGUCCUUCCAUGGAAUGCUUUUCCUGGGAAAGUGUGUGGAACGAGUCUCCUAGCAAUUUGCAAAACAAGCGAGGUUAGAAUAUACAUGUUAAUCUGGCUUCUGUAUAGCAAAUUUGGUACUACUAUGAGUCUGCUUUCUUGGUUUGACAUAGGAUUAAUAAUUAAUAAAUAAUUUAAUGUAACCUGAAUUUAACAAAAUGGAAAAGCUAUUGUCCUUGGGUGAAUUUUGGCAUUACUACAUAUUAAAUAAGACUUUUUUUAAAUUUCAGUUCCAGAUGACAUUCCAUCUUUUCAUCGUUGCAUUUGUGGGAGCAGCAGCAACUCUUGUAGCCCUGGUGAGUUACAUGUUAAAUGAUUCCUCAACAAACCACAAAAUAUAAUAUAAGGUCCCUUAGUACAAUAGAAAUCUGAAUAAGGGGUGCAACAACACUUUCAAUUACAACAAGAGAUCCUUUACUAUGACAAUAUUCUAAGUUCUGAUUUUUAUGAACUUGAUUAAACAGCACUCAAAACACUGUCAGUCAUGUAAAGGAUCAAUAUUUGGAAAUGGUAGUGCACUAGAACAUUUUUCCUUUUUCUCCUUAAUCCAGGUCCAUGCCUUCACAUAUCAUCCUUAUUUGAGUACUCUCACCACUUAAAAGGACACAACAAACACCAAACGCACUUUAGCUUGAUGAAGUGCUUUAUUUGUGAGGAGUGUGUCCUCUUUAUUCAAAAAUUGUGCAAAAAGUGCAGAUUUCAAUAGAAAUUGACACUUUUACAAAUUAACCUUUUUAUACCCAAUGGCUGUUAAGCAGACAACACACCGAGAGUGGAACUUAACUCAAGAAGAAGGUAAAUGUUCAGAGCACCUGCCUUGUAAAGACUUCUCAUUAAGUUGCAUUGAGAGGUCUGUGAUUGGACAGCCACAGAAAGUCUGGGUGGGGUUAGCAUGGGAGGGCUUGCAAAGGCUGCUAAUAAUAGAUAUGCAUUUUGUAAGCUGAUUUUAGAUAUACCCUCAGUGAAGAAAAUGCAUGAUUAAAUGUGCAUGUUUUCAUUGUGGGUUUAUGUGCAAAAUAUAUUGGGGUAUAUCUACUAAACAGUGCUUAAUGUAUUUUGUAUUUGGACAGUGGGAUGUCUCUUUACUGUCUAUAUAGAUUCCCUUAUUUAAAUUGAUCAGCUUGAUUACACAUUCAUUCAGUUAUCCUGCCAAUUAUGUUCUUUCUGCAACAAGAUCUAUUGGGUGUAAAACAUUUUGUAAAAAUAUUCACCUAAUCUGGAAUUCCUGAUACUGUUGCCCUACAUUUAAACAUAAAGAUAAAUCCACUGACAAUAUACUUCAAAGAAAACAGAAUUUCUAAUAUGUUUACACUGCCCCAUCUAAAUAAAACUGUCCCAUUCCCUGAAAAGUGGAUUAUCCAAUCAGCCAUUUUAGGCCUAUUUAAAAAAAAAAAAAAUUUAUUAUUCUUUAGUUUCUACAGACAUCUGUUCACAUACAAUAUACUAAAAUAAUGUUUAAUAUAUACAAUAACAGAUCCAUUUGUAAAAUAUGCUUAAAAAAUAACACAGAUGCAGAAGAAACGAUGUAUGAAACACAAUAUACAAAAAUACAAACUACUAUGACUAUACAAAAUUAACAGACAUUUAUUUAAACAAAACCAAUUUUUUAAGGAGUUCUUUUACAAGAUACUAAUCACAUAUGUGGAUAUAUUUAUAUUGGUUUUGUACAUUUUCCUGGAAAACAAAGAGAAAGUCAUUGCCAAUGGGCCACUUCUAAAGAGGAAUAUAAGUAAUGUCAAUUAAAUAAAACAUAAGAGUUUAUAAAACUGAGUAUACGACGUGAGAGGCAAUGUGCAUAUCAAAACACGAAUUGUAGAAACAACUAUGAUAUUAAUUCAGUUUACAUUCAAUAUAUAUUUCUCUCCUAUAUAUUCCUUUUGCAGCUCACUUAUAUGGUAGGCGCAUCAUUCAACUAUGCUGUGCUUCGAGUUACUGGCCGGAGCGAUCGUUCAAAGUUUUAGACCCCGUGUCAUGGGUUGCUAGAGAAAUACAAAACCCUGCCUUCAUAAUCUUAUUUGUGACUUUAUAAUAUAUUAUUUUAAUUUAUUAUUUUAAUGAUGGAGUUUUAUUAAUUUAGUUGGUGAUUUAAACGGGUGACCUUUGUCUGCCCUUUUUUCCUCCAUGUUUUAUCUGAUAGCUUCUAGUUUAUUUUGAACACCAUCUUGAAUUACAUUUAAUCUCCUCUAAGGCAGCUUCUCCGUAAAACGUUUUAAUUUCUAAUAGAAAUAUGAAAUAUUGAUUUGCCACAUUUGAUUAAAUUAUAUGAAUCCAGAAGCAUAAAUGGGACGUUGACAUAAUCAGUUCUUAACCACUCAAUGCUUUCAUUGUUUUUAAUAGGCUUUUGACCCAUACUUGCCCUUGUUUGUUCUACUGACCCUUUUCCCAGUUUUGGGGCUAGUUGUAGCCAGAUAGAUAAUUUUCCUUUAUAAUGUUAUAAUAACAUUUAAAUUAUUUAUAUUAUGAUCUACUCCAAAAUGCUAACAGCCAAAAAAAGAAUUUAGAGUGUGAUACACAUUUGGACUUUUAAUGAUAGAAUAUGGGGUCUUGAUGCUAGAAUAAUUUGACCUCCAUCCCUGUGACAUAACCUUCAUAUACUGAGAUUGUGCCCCCUGCACAAUGAAUUGGGUCCAUAACAAAAUGGAGGCACUGCGCUUUGCUCUUGCUUUAACAGUUAUCAUCUACACCAUAUUUGAAGGCCACUGUAGUUGCUUUUGUCACAAAAUAAUUAAAAUUAUUAAAUAGCAUCAACGGAGGAGACCCUCACUCAACAGUGAGCCCAUAAACCUUUAUUACAUUCCUGCAAAACAGUAAAUAAGUCACAACAUGAACCUAUUUCUCUAUAAAUUUGCUCAGUCGGCAAUAACCUGAGGGGUUAUGUUUCCUCAUACACGACAGGAAGCUUAACAUCAUGAAGACUAAUUAUAAGUUUAUCUGCAUAUACCUGAGCUCCAUCAUUCUCCAUGGGACACUGUCCUACAAAAAUACACUGUUGAAUGUGUACUUUAGUGUUGCCUCCUACAUUUAAUAUGGAAUUUAGCAAAACCUUAAUGGCUGUAGCAAUUUGGUUUUAAAGACAUUGGGAUUUUUCGCACUGGUUAAUUACGCACCUGCCAGUCUUACCCAGUGUACUACAAAGUACAAAGACAGUAGUUGAUUUAUCUAACUGUUUUGUGUAGACAGUGAGGAGGAUCCGCACACUGUAAUAUUUUUGCUAGGUGCAGGGUCUCAGGUUUACUCUGGUUCUUAGACUAUAUAAAAUAAUUAAGUGAGUUGGGCAGCACAAUCAACACAACAGUUUUUGCUGCAGUGGACCCAGCAACAUUACAAUUUAGGCCUUAAAUAUCUCAUUCAGGUACCUGCUUAAUAAAGAUCCCACGAAGGGUUGAAAGAUUGCUAGGUCCACUUAUUAGAAACCCAGUUCCACUAAAUCUGGUGUUUGGCUCCAUUUUCACAUUUUAUUGUUAACAGAGGCCACAUAACACGCGUUGGUUAGAGGAGAGUCAGCAACCCUUCCUCAAAAAAUGUUUUGUUUCUACUUUUGUAAUAUUUCAAGGAGGGAAAAACAUUCAGUCUUUGAAAGUAAACGGUUUUGUCUAUUGCAACAAAGCAAAACUAUUAUUUUCGUAUGAGCUACAAUAUAUAAAAAAUUAACGUUUCAUAAAUGCCUCUGUCACGCAUAGCAAUGCAUUAAUUUCUCAGCCUGGAAUUUUAGUGAAACAUUAUAUUGAUUCAUUCCAAAUGUAAAAUGUCUCCCAAAUGAAAACGGGAAACUAUUUCACUUAACUAUUACAUUUCUAACGAAAAUGAUGUUAUAAUUUAAUUUUCAUUUUACAUAAUGCAUCAGAAAGUUCUUGUUACCCUCUCAUUCAAAGUGAUCUAGGAGAAUCUGUGGAAUUUUGAAUUUCCUCAGAUAAAUAUGAUGCAGUUUUUUUCUUGAUACUUUUUAUCAUAGAGGGUUUAUUUAUUAAUCGUUUAAGUCCUGAAUUCGCACAGGAGUGAAAAUAUGGGCAGAUGAUAAUUUAUUUAUAGCUUAGGUCACACAUGGGGGAGGGUUAAUAACAGAUUCAGGGGCCAGGAAUCUCCAUGUAGGAGGUGAGCCCACAAACUCUGCAUGUCUUCAUAUUUUCAAGCUAAUCUGCAUCUAAAACACACGCUUCUUCUGUGAAACAUACAUAGCCAAUUACAAAGUAUUGAUAUAGAAAGCAGAGGGCAGCACAGUUACAGCAAUUUAAAGCAACACUCCAACCACCAUAACCACUAUAGCACAUUGUAGCGGUUUAGGUGACAGGAGUGCCCUCUCACCCACCCAGAGUAAGUAAUCAAUGCUUUUACAACUUACUUGGCUCCUGAUGGGGGCUGCCAAUGCUUUCCCUAGUGCUGGAAGCUUCUGUAAGAGUGCUCUCGGCCAAUAAGAGCCAUCCUUUAUUACUGGGCUUAGGUCAUUGAUCAGAGCUUCCAGCAGCAGGGAAAGCAGCAGCCUUAAACAGUUUGACUGCUUACUGAGAGUGGGCACCAGGGUACUCCUCGCACUGCAACCACUAGCUUGAGCAAAUCAAGCUGUAGUGGUUAUGGUGCUUGAUUUGUACUUUUAACAUGAGUAGAGAUUCAUAUUGCUCUGUGUUGGUAAAUAUAUAAAAUAGCAUGCUUUUUUAUCAAACUGCUUGAUUAUUCUGAUAUUUAAACUGCCUCUUUAUAAAGCUCAGUAACCAGAGUGUCAUGCACAUAAACGACACAUAGAUUACACUAUUUACUGGCAGUUAAUGAAUUUUAACGUUCUAAGGUUCUCUGUAGGGUUCCUAAUGGUGCUCGCCCUGAUUGUGUGUGUGUGUGUGUGUGUUGGUAUGUAUAUCUAUAUGUAUAUCCAUACACGGAGACACACAUACAACACAUACAGUAACAGGAGUCUUGCUUGAGAAGACAGUGGGCAUUGAAGUUUAAUAUUUGUUUUCAUUUCUUUUUGUUUGUUUGUUUUUCUUUUUUUUCUUUUGAUGUGAAUCACUAAUUGUGAAAUGUAAGAAUUUCAAAAACAAUUAAAAUGUUUCUUUAUCAAAUAUACGACCUGUCUGGGUGAAUUUAUUAGUAUGGCAGGAAUGAUCAGGUGUUACUGCAUGAUGUCUUCCUCUAUGUAAUAAUAAUUGAGAGGUAACAAGCCACAUUAUUGACAUAUUAUGAUUACAUGUAAAUAUAAUUAUGGGAAAACUAGAGUUCAUUAUCUAAUAGCCACUUGUACAAGGAGGAGGAAGUAAAAAAUGAUUCUUUGAUGUUAGAAAGUCUGGGCUUUUAACAUGCCUUUUAGCUGUGCAUGACUUUUUUUAUAGUGUUUAUUUUUUUGGUAAAUUGCUGCAGUCAUAAUAAACCAAUCUGACCUCUUUCAGUAACAGUGAGUUUCAUCUGUGUUGUUAGGGUAGUGGCUAUAGGAGCAAAAGCCCCAGGUAUGUAAGUCUUCAUCCCCAGGUAACUUCAGGUGGCAUGAUGCUAUUGCUUUUAUCAUUUUGCAUUAAGUAGCGGCUAAUUAAAAGAGCACAGGUGAGCUUCAGUACUACCUGCCAUCUACAUUCAUAGAGUAAAGGUAGUAUGGCUUAGGAGAUAGGAGACAUGGGUAGAGAGACAAAAUAGGGUUUAUGGUGAUGGGGACAGAGUCACAAGGAGAGAAAGAAAUUGAGAGACAUAGGACUGCAGAGGUUAAAGGAUAACAUUGGGGAUUUGCUGUGUUAAGGAAGUGGUUAUCACAUUUUUAUAUAGACAGUUUUAGAAUUUAGAAGUGACCAUUUUAACGUGCUUGACUUAUUUGUUCAUUGCAUCAUUCCCAGCAAACAAAAAUCCAGGAGGUAAGUUGCUUCUGAAAUACUGGAACUACUUCUGAAAUACUGGAACUUUUACCACAGUCAGAUUCACUUAGGAUUUGAAACAUUUUGCUCAAACAACAUCUAUUAAUAAGGAGGGUGUUUGUGUAAAUCAUACAAAAAACUGUAUAGAACGUAGUAAAAUUAAGCACAGUAUCAACAUCUUAAAGAUAUUCUAAAGUUAUAUUUAAAAUUAUAAUUGAAGCACCAAAACAACUUUAGUUUAAUGAAGCUGUUUUUGUGUAUAGAUCAUGCCCCUGCAGUCUCACUGGUCAAUACUCUGCUAUUUAUAAGUUAAAUAACUUUGUUUAUAUAUCUCUAACCAUGCCUCCCCUGGCUGUGACUAAUAAAGCCUCCACUGAAAAACAAUUCCAUUUUCCUACCAAUCUUAUAGCAGAGAGUUUUAACUUUAGACUUUUUUUUCUCCUGCUCUUUCAGUUGCACUUUAGUCACACACAGACGGCUGCUGUGGACUCUAGCAAGCAACUACCAGAGUAGGAGAUAAGAAUUUCCACAUUAAACUCAGAGUACAAUACGGAAAGUUUUAAAUAUUAGACCUCGUUUACAGUAAUUGUGUAGGGAGCUAUUUCAGUCACAGCCCUGGGAGGUGUGGCUAGGGCUGCAUAAACAAAAACGUUUUAAUUUCUAAAUUUAAGAGAAUUGAGCAGUGAGACUGCAGAGGUGCAAUCUAUACACCAAGACCACUUCAUUAAGCUAAAGUUGUUUUGGUUUCUAGAGUGUCUCUUUAAUGUUGACUUAAAAUCUUGCAAACUUUCAAACGAAAAAAAAAAACCAAAAUAAAAAAAAUAUAUUUAAAAAGUAAGAAUGGGAAUUCCUCAGUGGAUUUUUUUGUGCAAUGUGUGUUUAGAUAUUUUAACAGAAAAUUUACUUAAGAAACUCAUAAAAUGAUAGGAGUACAUCUAUUUUGGUUAACAUUUUCAUUAGCUUAUUAUAUACAGACCGAGUCAAUGAAAUGUUAGUGAUCAAUAAAACUUUUCCUAUAUUUUAUAGACCAAGUCAACAAUUAAUUUACACUAAGCCUGGUUCAGUGUUGGACCAAUGUUUGCGUGCAUGUGUAUAUGACAGAAAUAUAUAAGUAAGCUGCACUUAAAAUACAAUACGCAAAAAGAAAGGAUAAUAAUAAGUAAAUUCUCAGCUUUAAAACAGUAAAGAACGUAAAUAGAAAAUCUGAUAAGUAAAACUAUGCCACAAUCUGUACAUAUUUACUCCGGAAGACAGUCACUAGAGGCUGGAUUAACCCCAAAUGUUAACAUGUGAAGGGUUAAAACCUGAGGGACCUGGCACCCAGACCACUUCAUUGAGCUGAAGUGGUCUGGGUGACUAUAGUGUCCCUUUAAUAAUAAUAAUAAAAAAAUUAUGCUUACACUUAACAAGAGUAAAUAAUGUCCAAACCCACUCCAGUGGGUAUUAUGUUUUAAGCACAGCUUACUUAUAUAGUUUUAUUCUAUUUUAUUAGUAGGUAGUGUGUCUCCUACAGAGUAAGCAGCAGCUGUUAUAUAUUUUGAUAUAUCUGUGAUACUCACAGUCCUAUUAGGCUUAUUUUCAGUAUAUGUUUUUACUAUGGAACCACUCUGUUUUAAAAGUACUUAUGGUGUGCAAACAUCAGGUUAAAUAUAGGGUAAUGUAAUGAAAAGGUCACUGCAAAAAACAGUUAUCAAGGUCAAAUCUUAAAAGCACAAAGUUAUAGUUUUUUUUAAAAUAAAAACAGCAAAUGUAAAAAUCUGAGUGGUGAUAGGAUUUGCAUAGGCACUGGGGAAAAGUACAUAUUUCCACCAAACUAAUACAAUGGAAUUAAUAAAAAUAUUUAUCUAUAACAGCUUCUUGGAAUUAUGGAAGCAUCAAAGAAGACUAUUUAGAUCAUCACAGUAUUCACUAAUGUGUGCAUUGUCUGGAAUUCAAAGUACAGACUAAAAUAGCCGAAAUGGGAAAGUUUUAAGUUAGGCUACUUUGGCCUAAAAUUAGAAAUUCAAUUUGAUUUCAGUUUGAAUUCCUGACAAAUCACACAGUGAUCAAACCUUUAGAAAAUCACCAAAAAGGGAACUUUGAGGUAUAUCGUUUACUGGUGAUAUUCUUGUUAAUCAGCGGUAGGUCAUCAGAAUAUUUUAGGAUUCCAAGCUGUAGGUAAGUUGUUAAAAUAACUGUAUUUUUGCCAUUUUGUUGAAGGAUAGGCAGUUACUUGUCCAGAUUUUAUGAACCCAAAGGCAGACACUGGUCUCCCUUUUCUUUCAGAUACACGCCCUCAUGUGUCUUUCGGCCAACAGGGUGUACCACCAACACGCCCUAGAGACGGGAAAAAGCCGGGACACUCCACAGGCUGAGAGCUCAGAGCUCGCUGAGAUUCUUCCAGAGCCCCCCCAAAGGAGCGCAGAGAACCUGGUGUAAAACGCCUGUUUUGUUUGGGGUGUCCCGGGUAGCAUAUCUGUGCCGGCUGUUUUAAAUAUAAAGUAGGGAAGUUUUAUUGAUCAUAUAUCCAUUUUAUUGACAACGUACAGCAGCAAUACAAAUGAUUUUUGAUUGUUUUUCUAAGGUACCUGUCAGACUUAUUGAACAUUGCUAAAGUAUUAAUUUUGCAAAAUACUAAAUGCCACAUUUUAACAGUCUUGUAUCAUUCAAAGGAGUCCUUUUGUGAGUGUUAUUUCCUUUGUCUUUUAUGUUUAUUGUAUAUUACUUAAAUGUUGGAGUCAUUUCUAUCCCUGCAACCUGUGAUUUUUCCACAGAUGCACAUUAAGCUACUCCUUUUUUUGUAGCAAUUCUCCAAAAUUUGACAUUUUUAAAUGUUUUUUUUUCUAAAAAAAAUCUUUGUUCAUCAUUGUAAUUUUGUGUUGUGUAUUUUUUUUCUAUAUUUUAACUGAAUGUUUUUAGUGUGCAUUUUAGAAUUUGUCAAUUUUGUUCAUUUUCCUUUUUAUAAUUUUUUAUUAAAAUGUAUACACCUUUGAGUAAUAAGACAAACAAGUUUGGUCUUUAAUACCUUCUAGACACAGAAUAUUAUGUGGCUAAAAUGGUCAUUUAUCAAAAAACAAAAAACAAACCCAAACCUAACAAACCAUAAACCUUUCAGUAAUUGGUAGCUAAAAUGUUCUCUCACAGUGAGCAAUCAUAUUUGUGGACACUCAAGGUUCUCUAAUUUAUGUUUAUCACAAAUGAGCCAUGUCAUGUUCUCAAUGCAGGGUAAGUUGAGUGGAUGUUUAUGUCUCAAGUUUGAAGUCUGAAUGAGUAAGUGAUGAGGAUGGAGAAGGUGUCGAUAUCAGUCCAUACUACCAAAGGCUUUGUGCAGGUUUAUCUACCAAAAUGGAAGAAUAAAAGCACAAAUUAAAAUGUUAAUUUUUUUCAAUGGUGGUAUGGUACAGCAUAAAAGAUCAUUGAUUUGCACAAUAAAAAGUAAAGAAUAUGGCAAAGAUAACAGUGUGCACAAUUAUUCAGUAGAUAUACCUACUAGAUAUCAGAGUAUUGAAAGCAGUGACCAUUUGAAAUUUCGGCUGAAAUGUAUAACUAUUAAAAUUAUGUAGAAUAUAUAUAAAAAAAAAAUAUAAGAAUAAGAAUUGGUUCUGACCAACAAUACCCCAACACGUGCGGUAAAAAGGCAAGGGUAUUCACUGAACUAUGAAUUGUGAGGGAUGCACCAGUGAAUUGCAAAUUUUAGGCCUCAAAAACUCAUCUGAAACAUUCCCCAAAUUAUCCUUUUUUCCAGCACAUUUAUUUUGGCCUACAAUUAGCUAUUCAGUUGUGAAUGUUGAACAAUUCAUGGUUCAGUCAAUAACAUUACUAAUACUUGUAGUGCCUUUUUACUUAUUUGCUUAUAAUUCCAAUAUAAAACAAAUGUGCGGAUACAAGCUUGCUCCUUAUCCCUAUAAGAGCUUGCACAUAAUAACGAGAGGCUUCUGGUAGGUGGAGACAUUAAAAUAUGCCAAAAAAUUCAUAAAAAGUUGCUUUUUUUUUUGCAUUAUUUAUAUAUUUCAUUAAAAUAUGUGCAAAUUCCAGCAUGGAGAGUCUUUUAAGGCCUUUAACUUUAAAAAUGUGGUAAAAAUAAUUAAAAUUUAUACAUUGACUGACUGUCAAAGGGUUACAUAUACUGACCAAAAAGCUGGUUCAAUGUUGUAGGCCAGAAAUAGAAACAGAGCACAAUGCUUGAACUGUCCGUGAAUGCAACACAUGUCCCUAUGUAGUGUGUGUAUUGGCAUACACAUCCAGAACAGAUGUAAUAAAAAUACAUAAAAA
Molecule: messenger RNA, 25607 nt
Organism: Pelobates cultripes (western spadefoot toad)
Lineage: Eukaryota; Metazoa; Chordata; Amphibia; Anura; Pelobatidae
Source: the annotation of a GenBank genome assembly